CCCAUGGAAGGGAAGGGGAGAAAACAGCCCUUGAAAGGGAUCAGGGCCAGGACAGGAAUGGGGCAGGAGGUGCGGGUAGCCUGCUGGGCACUGGGAGCAGGGGGCGGCCAAAGGCAGUGGGUUGGCAGAUCCAUGCCUCCCCUGGCCCGCCAGCUCUGCAGGGCAGCAUUCCUGGUUGCCAUCUUGCUGCUGCUGCAGGUGAAGCCUGUGAAGGGGAGCCCAGGCCCCAAAGACAGGAGCCAGACAGAGAAAACAACCUUUGCUGAGCAGAAUCAAGAAGAGUUCGAAGAGCACUUUGUGGCCUCCUCAGUGGGGGAGAUGUGGCAGGCGGUGGACAUGGUCCAGCAAGAAGACGACGAGACGUCCGAGACGGCCGCUGUUCACCACCACCCUUUUCACCUCGGCUUCUGCUUUAGUCUGGCCAGCCUCACGGUUUCCUUGGGAGGGCCAUUGAGGCUGCCAGUGAGUUAGCCUGUUUCCUGGAUAUCUACCUCUGCUUCACGCUCACUAGCUGACCCCCUCCCCCCACAGGCUCCAGCUCACAACUCCCAGAGGCGAUGCAGGCAUGGCUCUCUGCCUCUCAUCACCAUCACUGUACCUCAGGGUUCAGCAGGAGAGACACCAGUUGCCGGCAAUGCCAACUGACUGCCUCCCUGGGCUCAGAGUUUCAUCUCCCGGGACCAGAGACAGCAGACCCACGUCCUCCUCUCCCACAGCUCCCCUGCUUUUGUUCAGGACAGCAGAUUAGCAGGAAGAGGCAAUGACAAUCAAAUAGCAAUAAAAUCCUGAGAAAAUUGGGA
Messenger RNA from Sapajus apella (tufted capuchin), 800 nucleotides. It is a transcript of the gene SOFU1, whose product is annotated as LLLL and CFNLAS motif containing 1. Bases 4 to 471 code for a protein of 155 amino acids. The record is from RefSeq and is a predicted model, not a curated record. Gene Ontology annotation, biological process: fusion of sperm to egg plasma membrane involved in single fertilization. The transcript is spliced from 2 exons. Lineage: Eukaryota; Metazoa; Chordata; Mammalia; Primates; Cebidae.